Botrytis porri is the source of this 783-nucleotide messenger RNA. RefSeq lists its product as uncharacterized. The transcript is spliced from 3 exons. Bases 1 to 783 code for a protein of 260 amino acids. The record is from RefSeq and is a predicted model, not a curated record. Lineage: Eukaryota; Fungi; Ascomycota; Leotiomycetes; Helotiales; Sclerotiniaceae.
AUGCUUUUCCUCUUAAGUAUCCCAUCUAUACUGGUUCAGCAGCCAUUACUAUUAGUACCGAGAUGCUUGAGGGUUAGACAGUCGGAUAUGCUAGAUAAUACAAAGUCACUUGCGCUAGUAGACUUCCUUCCCAAUACAUACGAGACAUCUGAUUUCUCUUUUCUCAUUACUACGUUUAUGGACAGUGACUCCCUGACAUUGCGUCGAAACUACGGACUCCCCAUUCGAGAAGUUUUCAUUAACUUCGCCAAAGAACUAUUUAAGUGGGAGAAGAACCUGGACCUUCUAGCAUAUGGCGGAUUGAACUGCCAGGACGGGAUUCCUUCCUGGGUUCCCGACUGGGCCUUGACGCCAUUACCAAUCAAUUUUCCUAAGCCCAAAUAUAAGGAAAGUUAUGAUCUGAACUUCUCUGCUGAUGCGGAAGUCGAGCUCAAUCAUAGGUUGGAGGACAAUGAUGCUUUACUUCAACAUCCACGGCAUUACUGUUGGAGCAAUUACUCUAUCGAAUCAGAGAAACCGGGAAAGAAAAUAAAUCGGCAGCCUAGAACAUUAUGCCAGAGGGCCAUGUAUGGAUGGAAUAGCAAAUCCGCCCGACCAUCCCAUAAACAAGAUCAGAUACUUGCGCGAAUCUCGAAUGAUAGUUCUGAUGAUGAAUCUGACGAUGAUUACUCUGGAGCUCUUGACUCCACUGAGAAUGUGAAAGAUUGGAAACCAUCUACCGUGCGAGAUAUAGAGUACAUGCGUCAUAGAAGGCCAAUUAUUUCCCGCACAUCCCGACUUUAA